Molecule: messenger RNA, 1316 nt
Organism: Panicum hallii
Lineage: Eukaryota; Viridiplantae; Streptophyta; Magnoliopsida; Poales; Poaceae
Product: serine racemase
Exons: 7
Coding region: 164-1180 (338 amino acids)
Biological process (GO): D-serine biosynthetic process; pyruvate biosynthetic process; L-serine metabolic process
Molecular function (GO): L-serine ammonia-lyase activity; ATP binding; D-serine ammonia-lyase activity
Source: RefSeq, a predicted model, not a curated record
CGCACCCCAACACACACUACUGAAGCGAAGCAGGAAGCAGCACGCCGGAGUUCUUCUGCAGUCGCCGUCCUCGGCCUCCCCUUCCUCACCUUAGCGCCUAGCGGGGACCUGGAGAUUCAUCCGGACCUCGAUUGCUUCCUUCUGCUGCCGCUUACUAGGCCCGAUGGGAAGCAGGGACGGCAGCGGCGACUGCACAGGAGGCCAGGGUUAUGCCGCUGACAUCGAUUCCAUCAGGCAGGCGCAGGCCCGCAUUGCGCCGUACGUGCACAGGACGCCCGUUCUGUCCUCGACAUCGAUCGACGCCAUAGUGGGGAAGCAGCUGUUCUUCAAGUGCGAGUGCUUCCAGAAGGCUGGCGCAUUCAAGAUCCGAGGCGCUUCUAAUUCAAUAUUUGUGCUUGAUGAUGAGCAGGCGUCAAAGGGCGUGGUGACACAUAGCAGUGGGAACCAUGCUGCUGCAGUGGCUUUAGCUGCAAAGCUGCGUGGCAUACCUGCACACAUUGUCAUACCAAAGAAUGCACCAGCAUGUAAGGUCGACAACGUUAGGCGGUAUGGUGGUAAUAUUAUCUGGAGUGAUGUCAGCAUUGAAUCUAGAGAAUCUGUUUGUAAAAGAGUCCAGGAGGAGACUGGUGCUGUUCUUAUUCAUCCCUUCAAUAAUAAGUACACUAUCAGUGGUCAGGGUACAGUAUCUCUUGAGCUUCUAGAGCAAGUCCCUGAAAUUGACACAAUAAUUGUUCCCAUUAGUGGUGGUGGUUUAAUUUCUGGUGUGGCCCUUGCUGCAAAGGCCAUAAACCCUUCAAUACGUAUUCUGGCAGCAGAGCCAAAAGGUGCUGAUGAUUCUGCCCAGUCCAAGGCUGCUGGAAAGAUCAUCACAUUGCCUUCCACAAACACCAUUGCUGAUGGAUUACGAGCUUUUCUUGGUGACUUGACAUGGCCUGUGGUGCGUGACUUGGUGGAUGAUAUCAUCGUUGUGGAUGACAAUGCCAUUGUGGACGCCAUGAAAAUGUGCUACGAGCUCCUGAAGGUAGCUGUUGAGCCCAGUGGUGCAAUUGGCCUUGCCGCUGUUAUGUCUGACGAGUUCAAGCAAAGCUCUGUUUGGCAUGAGAGCAGCAAGAUAGGGAUCAUCGUUUCUGGAGGCAAUGUCGACCUCGGUGUUCUUUGGGAGUCGCUGUACAAACGAUGAUUGGAGUUGGACCAAAAAUGUACAAGGCGAGACGUUGUAACAUAUACAUCGAUUUAACGCAGGAUUCUUUCUUGUCGGUUAAGUUACUUGUACAAAACAUUAUGCCGUACAAUUUAUAUGUUUGUUAGCGAGGAGA